Didymodactylos carnosus is the source of this 429-nucleotide messenger RNA. The record is from the annotation of a GenBank genome assembly. Lineage: Eukaryota; Metazoa; Rotifera; Eurotatoria; Philodinida; Philodinidae.
AUGAAUUCCGCGGUAGCGUAUCGGCUCAUGGCACAUUAUGGCAUCCUUGACCCUGUGGGCGCAAUCACUGGCAGGCCUUGUGUGCCUGAAUUGGACUUUAGUGGAAUUGUCUGUGAUUUACGAGGCGCAAAUGUAACCGAGUUUAAGACAGGUUCUACGGUAUGGUCGGCCACUAAAAGACUCUUACAAUUGUUGAGCGCGAUGGUUAUACCUGUAUACCUGGGGGGCGUACCUCGCAGACACGUAUUCGAGCCUCUCAAAAUGGUCCCGUCGCGAAUGAUUGCUUUGGCGCAGUUAAUUGAAGAAGAAGCCAUCAAAGCUGUAAUUGACUCUACGUACAAGUUUACAGACGUGCUCGAUGCCUAUGAUAGGAUGAUGUCUCGUAAAGUAACGGGAAAAGUGGUUAUUGAAGUUAAUGCUCUCGAGUGA